AUGCAUCAUGCUAGAGUUGCAGCUGCACUGGCACUACAGGAUCAUCCUACAAUAGAGGCACCUCAGGUCCAGCUCAAUCUUGUGUUUAUUUUGAUCUUCAUGUUUCUCUUAAAUAGCUGCCUAAAGUUAUAUAUUAUCCUUCAGGUCAAAGGCGAGCCAAAUAUUUCAUACAUUUGCUCUCGUUACUAUCGUGCGCCUGAACUUAUAUUUGGAGCAACUGAAUACACAUUUGCAAUUGACAUUUGGUCUGUGGGUUGUGUCCUUGCUGAACUGCUUCUUGGGCAGCCCCUCUUUCCUGGUGAGAGUGGAGUUGAUCAGCUCGUGGAAAUUAUCAAGGUUCUCGGAACACCAACUCGGGAGGAAAUCAAGUGUAUGAAUCCAAAUUACACUGAGUUCAAAUUCCCACAAAUCAAAGCUCACCCUUGGCAUAAAAUUUUUCAUAAGCGGAUGCCUCCUGAAGCUGUGGAUCUUGUGUCAAGGCUUCUCCAGUAUUCUCCAAAUUUGCGGUCUACUGCGUUGGAGGCUUGCACCCACUCUUUCUUCGAUGAGCUCCGUGACCCUAAGACUCGUCUCCCUAAUGGUCGACCAUUGCCACCUCUCUUCAACUUUAGGCCUCAAGAGUUGAAAGGAGCAUCUGCAGAGCUCUUAAACAAACUGAUACCAGAACAUGCUAAGAAGCAGUGUACCUCCCUUGGUUUCUAAACCUUGUGAAUGUUAUGUAUCUUUAGUAUACUUAUUUGCAAACCAAUUUGUUUAUUAUC
Messenger RNA from Solanum verrucosum, 761 nucleotides. Its product is annotated as shaggy-related protein kinase epsilon-like. Gene Ontology annotation, molecular function: protein serine/threonine kinase activity; ATP binding. Bases 1 to 702 code for a protein of 233 amino acids. Gene Ontology annotation, cellular component: cytoplasm. NCBI's taxonomy places the organism in Eukaryota, Viridiplantae, Streptophyta, Magnoliopsida, Solanales, Solanaceae. The record is from RefSeq and is a predicted model, not a curated record. Gene Ontology annotation, biological process: protein phosphorylation; signal transduction. The transcript has 7 exons.